Molecule: messenger RNA, 3405 nt
Organism: Strongyloides ratti
Lineage: Eukaryota; Metazoa; Nematoda; Chromadorea; Rhabditida; Strongyloididae
Product: Sterol-sensing domain and Patched family-containing protein
Exons: 3
Coding region: 1-3405 (1134 amino acids)
Biological process (GO): endocytosis; molting cycle, collagen and cuticulin-based cuticle
Cellular component (GO): plasma membrane; cytoplasmic vesicle membrane
Source: RefSeq, a predicted model, not a curated record
AUGAUGGAGGAAAAAAAUACCUCUGGUGGUAGAGAUUCACCAGAUCCUGUUCAAUUGGCAUCUGAAAUCAAUGAAGAUGGUAUGCAUACUUUGUGUGUUGGUGUAACUGAUCGACCGGCAAUCUCACCUAAUCAUUCUCCAAAAAUGGAAUUAAAAGAAACUUUAAGUAAUGCAUCAAGUACCUUUCCAUUACCACCAUCUCAUAUUAGUGUUACAGCAAAAAAUGCAGCAAAUAAAUUAUCAUCAGCUGCUAGUCAAGAUCCUAGGAGAAGAGUUACUGGAAGAGCAUUUCCAGAAAGAAGGAGAGGUUCACUUUUAGUUGGCCAGAGAUCUCUUGAUUUGAUGGCUGAAAAAGGGAAUUUAGAGGGUAAUCAACGUUUUGUUAAAUUUAUCAUAAAACAAUAUAAAUCAUGGGGGUAUUAUGUUGCUGAGUAUGAUUGGCAGAUGGUUGUUAUAUGUAUAAUAAUUUCACUUCUAGGAAUGUUAAAAAUAUUUUUAACACCACAAUUAAAUGAUAUUACUGGUUAUAGUCCUUAUGGUGCUAGGGGUCGCCUUGAAUAUUCUACAUAUCAAGAAUUUUUUUCACAUGAUGGUUUAUCUGUAGCAGUAUAUUUAUAUAUUGAAGCUAAAGAUAAAGGUACAAUGUUACGUCAAAAUCUUUUAAAAGAAACUGUUGAUAUUUUGGACAUAACAUCAGGAAAUAUAACAAUGUACAAUUCAGUGUCUAAUAAGACAUAUUCCUUUAACGAGUUUUGUGAUUCUUUUUGUAAUAUCAAUGAACCUGUUAGACAUUUUUACAAUGGUUUCAUGAUCCAAAGUGAAGCUGCCACUAAUGGGGAACCUUUAAAUGAUCGUAUAAAAUUAUCCUAUCCAAUUUCUAUGCUUUUUGGAAGAAAAGUUUCUUUACAACCAUACUUUUUUGGACUUGAUUUUGUUAAUGAAACUGUUAGUAAUCAAUCAACUAAUGAAAAUCUUGAAGAAACUACUAUUGCUCCUAUUGAUGAUAAUAAUGAUGAUAGUAAUAAUAAUAAAACUUUAAAAGAUAAUAAAAAUAAAGAUUUAAUUAAAAAUAAUAUUACAACAACAACAAUUCAAUCAACAACUUCUUUAAAAGUUACAACUAAAAAAGAAUCAUUAUCAAAUAAAAAUGAAAAAAGAGAAAAAAGACUUACAGAGGAUGAAUUAAGAAAAGUAACAAAUAUUAAAAGUUUAAAACUUAUUUCAUUUCAAUUUAGAGCAGCUCAUCAAAAAGAUUGGAUUGAUAGUGAUGUUAAAGCAUAUGAAAUGGCUAUAGUUAAAUAUUUUAAAGAAACUUAUAAAUCAGAUAAUUUAAUUGUUCAUGUAUAUUCACAAUCAUAUGUUGAAGAAGAAAUGGUUCGUGGUGGUACAUCACUUUUACCAUAUUUAACUAUUGGUUUUGUUAUUAUGUGUGCAUGUUCAAUUAUUUCUGUUAUGAUAAGAGCAUAUUAUAUGCAUCAAUGUAGUCCAGUAAAAGUUAUGUUAGCAAUAUGUGCUUGUAUAAUACCAUUUAUGGCUUGUGCUACAGCAUUAGCAAUUUUAUUUCUUUGUCAAAUGAGAUUUGCUUCAAUAUUAUGUGUUAUACCAUUUUUGGCAUUAUCUAUUGGUGUUGAUUCAAGUUAUUUAAUGAUUCAUGAAUGGCAACGUGUUACAAAACAUUGUCGUGAGGCUCCAAGUAGAAGAAAUAGUACAGUAUCUUAUAGAAUGGCAGAAGUUUUAUCAGAAGUUGGUCCAGCUAUUAUGAUAUCAGCUUUAACAAAUAUUUUUGCUGAUUUAGUUGGUUGUUUUACAGGAUCACCAGAAAUUACUUUACUUUGUCUUGGUAAUUUAACAACAAUGUUUGUUAUGUUUAUUUAUCAGAUGACAUUUUAUACUGGUUUAAUGUGCCUUGUUGGAAGGUAUGAAAUUAAACAAGAACGUGUUGAAAGAGCACAAAUAGCUAAAGAAAAUAGAAGUCAUGGUGUUGUUGGUGGAAGGCAUAAUACAUUAAAUCGACAAAAUAGUAAAUUUUAUGAAACAACAAAACAUGCUGUUAGUGAAUCAAUGCAAGCAUAUGUUAAUUUUGUAACUCAUAAAGUUGUUGCUGGUCUAACAAUAUUAAUAUAUUUUAUAUUUAUUGCUCUUGCUAUAUGGGGAAUAACAAAAAUACGAAUAAAUUUAUCAACACAAAAAUUAUUUGCCCUAGAUUCACCUUUAAUUGUUUUAGAUGAUUUAAGAGUUAAACAUGUUAUACCAUAUUAUAUGCAGGCAACAAUUUUUGUUAAUAAACCUGGAAAUUUAUCACAUGUAAAUGAAAUGAAAAAAGUUAAUCAGUUAGUUAGAGAUAUGGAAGGAUUAAAUGGAAGUUGGGGUGCUAUUGGUACACAAUAUUUUAUGAGAGAUUUUAUAACAUUUGAAAAAAGUUUUGAAGAGGAUGGUGAAGAUGAAUCUGAGUCAUCUAAUUUUGCUAUUGAUGGAAUAUCACAACCAUCAACAUCAAUGAAUGAUCAAGAUUAUGCAAAAGUUUAUAAAUCAGAAGAUUUACCAACAUUUGUUAGAUGGCCAGAAUAUGAUUUUUGGAGUGGUUUUAUAAAAAUAAGUAAUAAUUCAUUAACAAAUAAAACAAAUUUGGAUAAAUUUUUCUUCACAGCAUCAUUUCAUGGUGAGGAAAAUUCAAUAUGGGUUGUAAGAGGUGAAACAUUAAGAUCAUGGAGAAAUAUUGUUGAUAAAUAUAAAGAUAUUGAUGCUCAUGUUUUUCAUGAAGAUGGAGUAUUUUUAGAUUUAAUAAAUAAUAUGCCAACAGAUACUUGGCAAUCUGUUGUUGGUACAAUGGUUUGUAUGAGUUUUGUUUGUUUUGUUUUCUUAAAUUCUUUCUUUACUGUUUUCAUGUCAUCAUCAUGUGUCUUAUCAAUUUCUGUUGGUAUUCUUGGAAUUUUAUCAUGGUGGGAUAUUGAUCUUGAUCCAAUUACUAUGGCAGCAAUGAUUAUAUCUAUUGGUUUUAGUGUUGAUAUACCAGCACAUGUUUCAUAUCAUUAUUAUCAAGCCUGCCUACAGGAAGGUGAAGAUUCUACACCUGAAGUUAGAUUAGCUAACUGUCUUGGUAGUGUUGCUUUUCCAGCAAUUCAAGCUGGUGUCUCAACAUCACUUUGUGUUAUGAGUUUAAUAUUUCCAAAACUUUAUAUGGCUGAGGUAUUUGUAAAAACAAUGAUAAUAACAGUAAUAUUAUGUAAUUUACAUGGUCUUGUAUUUUUACCAGCAUUCCUUACAGUUUUUGAUAGAUUAAUAAGUUCAUUAAAAAAUCGUAAAAAGAAACAUCAAAUAGGAAAUGGUGAUAAAGAAACUUCUGAAAUGAAAUGGCAUCCAAAGACAGUGGAGAGUGGUAAUAAAGGAAAAAUACCAAAUAAAUAA